AUGAGAGGGUUCAAUAUUAAUAAUAUUUCAUCAAGACCAACGAACAAUUCCUAUUCAUUUAAGGACUUCAAUAGAAAUAGACAACCAAUUAAAGUUAUUGGCUAUAAGGAAAAAAAAUUAGGCGGCUGGGAUGAAGAAACACAAGAAAAAAUAGAACAGAUUACAGGAAAAAGCAAGGAAGAAACAAAAGAACCAGAAAAAAUCGAAGAAGAAGAAUCAAAUUCUGAUAUUGAAUUGAAUUCAAAAGAAGGAGAAGAUAGAUGGAAUGAAUUUCAGAAGAUGAUCAGUGAGAAAAAAGUAGAGGAACAACCUAAAAAGAAAGAAAUUAGCGCAGCUGAUCCAUUUUUCAUAAUGAUGAACAAAAAGACAGAAAAACCACUAAUAGAUUACAUUCCUGGUCAGCCUAAUAGGUUUGGAAUACAUCCUGGCCCUUGGUGGGAUGGAAUUGAUAGAUCUAAUGGUUAUGAAAGAAGAAGAUUUGAAAAAAAGCAAGAGGUUGAUGAAGAAAAGUCCAAAGAAAUUGCAGAUCGUAUUGCUCGAUGGUAA
Messenger RNA from Trichomonas vaginalis G3, 546 nucleotides. RefSeq names its product pre-mRNA-splicing factor of RES complex family. The record is from RefSeq and is a predicted model, not a curated record. NCBI's taxonomy places the organism in Eukaryota, Parabasalia, Trichomonadida, Trichomonadidae. The transcript has a single exon. Bases 1 to 546 code for a protein of 181 amino acids.